UUGAUACUAAAAAUAUCAAUUAUAGAUACCAAAAUAUUUGCCAUCGUGUUAUUUUAUUCUCUUAUAUUAUUGCAUUAUAACAAUAUUAAUACCUGACAAUCUCAUUACCGGCUGUGACAAUUAGCAUUCAAACUGCGCAAAGGGUUAAACAACAUACCGGCACAAAUGGUUGCACAAUAAAGCGGAAUCAUCGCGGAAGGCACGCGCGAUCCGGACUUUACGCGUGUUCUCGCAUGAGGCAUGCGUGCAAGCUCUUCGAUAUAUAAAUACUCGUGUGUCAGUGGGAAAAUCUCAGUCGACCGAUACUUGGUGUCUGUAUACUUGCUCUUCUUUCCCGUUCACUGAGCUACCUUUAUAUUCAAAAACCAGAAGUUCGCCACGUGGUUUCCUUGCUUCUAAAAAAAAGAAGUUUCGGAAAUAGAAAAAAAAGAGAAAAAGGCACUUUACCUUAAAGGGAAUCCGUCAAGUUUAUCGUGCCAUGGCACAUAUCCUUUUUCUUUAAAAAAAAAGACGACACGAAGAAAAAUUCAUAAAGCGAAGAAAAUCUAAGAAGAUAGUGAUUAAUAAAGCGAAAAAAAAUUUCAAGAAGAAAGAGGAUUUUUCAUCUUUUCGACAGCGUGGCGAUUUUAUCCUUAAAAAGAUCCACGUCGAAAAGAAAGCACAGCAGGAAGAAUUUUUUACCCUUUCUGUGUUAUUAAUAUCUUCAGUUUCACUGAGCUAGUGAUCCUGUGUAAUUUAAUUCUUGAUCGAAAGAUUCAAUGGAAUCGAGACUUGGCAAGUUCAGUGAUCAGUAACGAGUACAUUUGUUGCGGCCAGAAAUCACUGAUCGAUCCAGUGAUCGAGUGCGGUUGAGCUUCCGAGUCGGAAAUCCAUUUGAGCUUGGGCUUCGAGUCCGCGUGAUUUCGCUUUUGGGGAAGACCGGCUAGAACCGUGCGCGACGAUGAAAGGCAGACCGAGGGAGUCGCUUUUAAGGCUCUUAAUUCUAAUCCUAACGGCAGUGGAUCAGACAAUGGUUACGGCUCAUCACGACGGUCAUCAUCAUCGGGCCUCAGGGAGGAUUCAUCUGCCGCGCGCGAUGGAGGCCACUAAGAAGUUCCUCUGCAGAGAACCCCAAUCGAGGGCCUACAAUCUGAGAGACCUGGUGCACAACAUGCAGCCGAGUGAGAGCGUGAAUCGGCCGGUGUACAUCGUGGUGAAGAAAUGCGACAGUCACACGGGCUGUUGCGUCAGUCCCGAUCUCAGUUGCGCGCCGGUGCGGUCGUCGAUCUAUCACGAGGAUAUGGAGGUCGAGGUCUGGAGUCUGCUGACAAACAGCACGAAGAAAGUGUGGAUUAGAAUCGAGCAGCACGGCAGAUGCAGCUGCGAGAUCAGUAGCGCUGGUGAGAGACUUAUAGAGGACACUCAGCCACCUAAUAUACAGAUCCUUUGAUCCUCGAGGUUCUC
Molecule: messenger RNA, 1443 nt
Organism: Temnothorax curvispinosus
Lineage: Eukaryota; Metazoa; Arthropoda; Insecta; Hymenoptera; Formicidae
Exons: 1
Coding region: 941-1429 (162 amino acids)
Cellular component (GO): membrane
Molecular function (GO): growth factor activity
Source: RefSeq, a predicted model, not a curated record